Zeugodacus cucurbitae (melon fly) is the source of this 1068-nucleotide messenger RNA. RefSeq names its product odorant receptor 7a-like. The transcript has 2 exons. Gene Ontology annotation, biological process: sensory perception of smell; detection of chemical stimulus involved in sensory perception of smell. The record is from RefSeq and is a predicted model, not a curated record. Gene Ontology annotation, cellular component: plasma membrane. The coding region runs from base 1 to 1068 and encodes 355 amino acids. Gene Ontology annotation, molecular function: odorant binding; olfactory receptor activity. NCBI's taxonomy places the organism in Eukaryota, Metazoa, Arthropoda, Insecta, Diptera, Tephritidae.
AUGCAUCCGACACGUCGCCAUCGCUUGCCUUACUACAUCUACUCCGGCUGCAUUAACAUCUCACUCGGCGUAUUCUUGCCUGCCACCAUGAUUGCUAAAUUGUUUUUCAUUGAGAAUUUGUCACAACUUAUUGGCCUGCUCUAUUUGGGCGUCACACUGACCAUGGCCACGGCCAAGCAAUGGUCGCUCUGGUUGCAUCGUUCCAAACUGCUGGCCGUCAACCAGUAUCUCGACAAGUUGGAUGCACGUUGCAUGCCACAUGCUGUGGAUCGCCAACACAUACGCACGGCCAUACGGAUUUGUCAUCUCUACUACGCCGGCUAUAUGUUUGUCUACGAGUUGUGUAGCAGCGGUUUUGCUUACAUCGGUUUCACGCUGCGUCAGCUGGUCUACGACGGCUGGUUUCCACAGUUCUAUGCUGACGAGGCGACGAAUUUGACUGUGACUCUGAUUUAUCAGAAUUUCGCGGUCAUGUCGUUUUUUGUGCUGCAGAAUGUCAACAACGAUAUGUAUCCGCAAUGCUAUUUGGCCAUGAUGAUCGGGCAUUUGCGUGCGCUAACGGCGCGCAUUAGUCGCAUCGGUAAAGAUGGUGUGCUGAGCGAGGAAGAGCAUAUUGCGGAGUUGACGAAUUGCGUUGAGGAUCAUAAGAAUUUGUUGGGCUACUUCGCCUGCAUACGUCCGGUUAUUUCACGCACAAUUUUCAUGCAAUUCGGCAUCACCGCUUUUGUGCUCUGCCUCACCGCUGUCAAUUAUGUCGCCUUCGAGCGUGAUGCCGCGCAAAUGCUCAUUGCUGCCACAUACAUUUUUGCUGUGCUCAUCGAAGCGCUGCCUUGCUGUUGGUAUGUCAAUUCGCUCAUGGAAGAGUGCGGCGAACUCACCACAGCGCUGUACAAUUGCCAGUGGUAUGAUCAGAAUCGCAAAUUCCGCAAAAUGCUCAUCAUUUUCAUGCAACGCUCACAGCGCACAAUGCUGCUGAUGGCUGGCGAUUUGGUGCCGAUCACACUGCAGACAUUCCUGAAUGUGAGUUGUUUAGGUGUGCAAAUAUUAGAAAGUGUUGAUUUUUAUUAA